Molecule: messenger RNA, 6931 nt
Organism: Pocillopora meandrina
Lineage: Eukaryota; Metazoa; Cnidaria; Anthozoa; Scleractinia; Pocilloporidae
Source: the annotation of a GenBank genome assembly
AUGGCCCAAAGAAAAAUUCCCACCUUACCACCAACAUCUAAUCCAGGGAGAAACCUGCCUCUCAAACAAAAUGGGUCCAUUCCAAGUGUACCACAGACUCAAAGCCCUGCUAUGAAAAGAAACUCUGAUAAUUCAGUUCCCUGUGGAAAAAUACCCACUUUGCCUAUGAAACCCAGUGUGGGGAAGAAUGGUCAGGUGACAAUGUCAGAGAAACAACCCAUUUCUCCAAGCUUGUACCGACAUCCUCAGAAGAAGGAAAAAAUUGAUGCAAUGGUGAAGGCCGCAUACAAUAAUAAGGGAAAUAGUGACUCUGUUAAGGUAAUCAGGCUUUCUUGUAUCUGCCAAAUUUUGUGCAUCUGUAACUUUUUACAAUUUCAGUUUAAUUGUCAAUAUGCUUGGCAAAGAGAAUGUGGAUAAUGUACAACCAAUUCUUAGUUUUACAGACCUUUUACAAAACAAGUUAAAAAUAGACACAGGGCAAAAAAUUGAACAUUAGAUUUUGGGUAUGUGUGUAUUAUAAAAUGAAGUAGAGUAUUGCACAUUUUUAUGUGGCCCAGCUAUCACCACAGAGCUAAGAAAGCCUUUUUCUUCCUCCAUAGGAUUUUGGAGCCAGUGAAAGAGGAAAAAUAUCAGUUCAAUCAAGCAAGAGUCAGGCUGCAGGAAACAGAGAUAAAAAAGAAACUCUUGAUGCUCGUAUUUGGGAUGAAGAUGAUGUGGAUUCAGUGAAGGUAAUGUUGUCAAAUGUUAACUGAUAAGUGUAAAUGAACAUGAUUGUAUUUUGUAUCAAAGAAAUAAAGUUGUUUUUUUUUAUAUUUGGGGAAAAUGUUGUUGCUGUUGCAUUAUUAUCUAAUCAAGACAUCGAACCCACUUUUAUUUUGUAGGAUUUUACAGGAAAUGAUCGCCAGAAGGAAGCAAAGUAUAUGGAGCGUACUGAUGAGGCAAUUUAUCAGCGAGCUGCAGAAGAACACAUUCGGAGACCGCCUCUUUGGCAUGAUGACGAGGUAGAUUCUGUCAGGGUAGGUACUGGUCAAAUGUAGUCCUUCUUAUGCUUGGAAUAAAUUUAAAAAUCCAUGGUGGAAGAUAUACAAUAGAAACUGUAGUUCUUUUACACUGUUCUUAAUGUGAUAAUGUAUUUUUUGAUGUAGUUUUUCCCACUCCUCUUGGUUUUAAGUUCUUUAAACAUGGUGAAGAUCCUGUGGGAAAAAAAACUUGAUUAUUAUUGCUAAGAAUACAUCCAUUGUGCUACGUCUCUUCAAAACUUCAUUUCCCUUUUUCACCAUUAUAGAAGCACAUUACCUGUAACUCCAGAAGAGUAUUUUCUAAUUUUGAAACAUUAUCCCUCAGGAUUUCAGCCGUGUGUCUGGAAAACAAGAACCUCCAUCAGGUUUAGCUAGUCAGCAACUGAGUAGGCUUCCUUCAGAUGAGCACAUAUGUCUUUCUCCCCCCUGGAAUGAAGAAGAUGAUGGACCUGUCAGGGUGGGUACAUUGAAUAUACAGUACAUUCUCUACACAGGUGUGCAUGUGACUAACAUUUUAGUCUUAUUAGAUGUACUAUAUGGGCAUGUGUGAGGGGCAGUGAGUCACUAUUUUGUGUGAAUGAGAACUUAACUGGAAUUAUUACUUAGUGAGAUUGAAACUUUGAUUUAUCUUUCCAAUCCUCAGCCAUUUUAUGGUUCCAAAAUAUUGUCAGAGGCGACUUGAGUUUGAUUCAGGAUUUUUUUAUUGUAACUUUGUGCAUAACUGUUUUUUUUUUAAGACAACAGCAGUAACAUGAAGUCAAAAUCUUUAUUUCCUUCAGCCAUUUGUGACAGAAGAACCAGUUGCAAAGAACUUUAGCAUCAAUAACAUGGUGAUAGAGGAACGUAUGAGACAAGGACAGCCUCCCCCUUGGCAUGAGGAAGAUGAGAGAGAUUCUACCAAGGUAGAUACAUAUUUGUACUGCAUUCCAAAAGUAAAGUUAUUCAGAUUACUGAAAGAAUUGUCAACUUGAAUAUUAUAUGUACAUGCAGAUAUAUUUCACAGAAACUCACUCAGCUGUGCAAGUUAAUGGGGACAUUCUUAUUUUGCUCUGCUUUGCUUCCUGGUUUAGCUCCAUGGUUACUGUGGGCGACUAGCGACAGAUUCUAUUUCUUUUUCUAUAAUUUGAUACGCUGCACAUUACAGAUGUUGUUGUUUUCACUUUGAUAUUCAUGCACAUGGUUUUAAACCGUUUCUCUGGUUUGUUGACUGUAACUUUAUCGACGUUUGAUAAUCAGUUGCCUGCAUAUAGAGAGAGCCAGCAGUCCGUAUGGAUUUAACUUGAUGUUUGGGGUUAAUUUUUUUUGUUUUACCUGCUGUAGGACUUUGCUGCCCAAUAUCGUAAAGCAAGAUCAAUGGAAAACUCGCGCCGUCCUUCAGAAGAAAACAUUUAUCUGACUCCACCUUGGAUGGAGGAUGAUCGCCAGUCUUGUGGGGUGAGUACCUUCAAUUGUCCACUUUGUAGGGAAUUAAUAUUUGACAAACAACUAAUUAUUUUGCCAACCUGUGCUUGACUGUGCCCACUAAGUGCUGGUAUCUAAUUUGCUGCUGUGAUUUAUGAUUUACAAACACCAUAGUUCAUCCUCUAAACGCAGUUAUCAGUUUAAUCGAGGCACUUGAAUUUUAUAACAUCUGCAAAAGGAUCGGCAGUAUUUUAAAACUGGUUCUGCUUUUUUCGAUUAUAUAGAUAAGUGAUUCCAAGCAAAUCUUGCGAUUUUUUUUAGACAUUUAGGACCUCAAGAUGAAUUUGUUGUGAUUCAGUUUUAUCCUUGGUUCAGUGAUGGUUAAUUUUUUGUUGCUUUUAAGUUCUUUUAACGCACUAUUAAAAGCACAUAGGAUAAAUCCAAAUUUUAAACGAACGAUGAGUUUGAGAGAGAGUAUGUUAAUAAGUUUUACCCUCAAUCAGCUGUAAGGAGCUAUUGCCGAUAGUUAAAAACUUAUAAACUCAACAAUGUUUCAGCGUAUUUAUGUAAUGCUGCUGUUAAAAAUCUCACAGGGUCGGACCGGAUCAGAUCAUUCUUCAAACCGAUCGUACAGAAUGACCCUGGAAGAACAGCGAGCUAUUCAAGAGGAGGUCAGAAGCACAGGAAUCGCAGAGGCAAGCGAUAAAGUGCAAGUUCUCCGCGAUGAAAAAGCCGCCGAGAAAACUGUUCAAGGAGUCGGACCACCUGUCCCGGGAGAUAGUGGAUUUUGUAGCGAGCAGGACCAGCAUGCACAGCAAGGACAAGGUAUUCAGGCGCUUUACGUUUACCCUUUUUCGUUACCAGGAAGAAUAGUGGCACAACUGUAAGGGUGAUGAAAAUCAAGUCGGAGAAAUUUUUUUUCGAUCGUGUCAUCAGACCGUCAUCAAAUUUUAAAGCCACUAAUUCGAAUCCAACAAGAGAAUCACAGGGAACACGAUUACAUCUUUCUAAACAUCUAACAAAACAAAUUUAACCAUUUAGCAAAUACAUGUGCUUUGAUAUCGAUUCAUUAAGAGGACCAUCGUUGGAAUAAAACGAUCAAAUAUCCACUGUGAAGUCUUGUCUAAAUGCAUCAGUCAUGCUUUGUGAAAAAAUUGCCAGUGUUGUUUUAAUGUACUAAUGUGACUUGUUCCUCCACAGGACCCCCAGCUGAUGGUGUAACGAGUGAAGCUAUGCCACAGGGCGAUCCACUAAUUACCAAAGACAUCGUUAUCGUGGAGCCCCCGCAGGAAAAACAAACUCUUACUCAAGCCCAGGUCUCUAGUAAAGUUAUGGCGGAUACUUACAAGCCAGUCGCUUUGAAUCCAGCUGACGAUAGCAGGCUAGUCAAUCAACCGUUACCUAGCAACAGGGAUAGGCCGAGCAGAUGCACUGCUCCACGUGAAGUGAGAAGUGGCCAAAACGAGAGAAACCAUGGCGGCGUCGAAGGAGGAAACCAUAAUCGGGGCAUCGCCAGAAGCAUCAGUCAGUCGAGUUUGGAAGCCAUGUGUUAUUCACCGCAUGACGCUUUGGACGGCAUGGAGACGUCCAGCCUGGUCAGUUUCGCCAGCACCGCGGCCACUCACCACGACCUUGACACCCGAAUCGACAUGGUACAGUCUCUUUUGUCCAUGCUAGGAACACAUGACAAAGAUGACAUGUCACGAACUCUGUUGGCGAUGUCAAACAGCAAGGACAGUUGUGCAGCCAUGAGGCAAUCAGGAUGUUUACCGCUUCUUAUUGAUCUGCUCCACGGUAAAGACUUUACGGACAAAAAUUCGCGCCGUGAGGCUCGCGCGCGUGCUGGACUCGCUUUGCAUAACAUUGUCUACUCCAACGUGGAAGAUAGGCGUGGUCGUCGCGAGAUACGAGUUCUAAGACUGCUGGAAAUAGCGCGUGCGCACUGUGAUGUUGUGCAGUUUAAAGGUUUAGCAGUACACCCCUGUGCGGAACGUUGGUAUCCACCUCUGAGGGAAUAUGGGCCAGGUCCGGCCAUUGCUGCCCUUAUGAAGCUUUCGUUUGAAGAAGAUCAUCGCACGGCCAUUUGCGAACUCGGUGGCCUUCAAGCUAUCGCUGAACUCGUGCAGAUCGAUCACCAGGUGAAUGGACAGUGCAAAGACUUCUACAGCAUCAGUCUUCGUAAAUAUGCAGGCAUGACAAUUACCAAUCUUACUUUCGGUAAUACGAAGAAUAAGAGCUUGUUGUGCGGGAUCCCAGGUGCUGUAGACGCCAUUAUCGCUCAGCUGAACACCAUUGAAGAAGAAGAGAUUAUUCAAGUUUCUGCAAGUGUACUUAGAAACCUGUCUUGGAGAGCGGAUGAAUUUUGCCGCAAGACUCUUCGCGAAGCUGGUGCAGUGAAAGCGUUGUUGGCAGCGGCCCAAUCAUUACAGGGCGAACCCGCCCUGAGAACAACCCUCAGUGCUCUUUGGAACCUGUCAGCUCAUUGCUCGGAUAACAAGGCAGAGAUUUGUGCGGCACCAGGCGCCCUGAAUUUCUUCGUCAGGUGUCUCAACUACUCGAGUCCCUCUGGUAACAUUUCCGUGGUAGAGAGCAGCGGAGGAAUUUUGAGGAAUCUUUCGUCACACAUUGCCGUGCGUCCCGACUAUCGUAAAACCCUCAGGGAUUGCGGCUGCUUUCAGAUAAUGCUCACUCAACUACGUUCGCCAAGCCUAAGAGUCGUCAGUAAUGUGUGUGGUGCCUUGUGGAACCUGUCGGCUCGGUGCGUCGAGGAUCAGGAGCUCCUUUGGGAGCUCGGUGCUGUGUCUCUGUUCAAGUCGCUUAUCAAUUCGAAGCACAAAGCCAUUGCCCAGGCCUCAGCUGCAGCCUUACGAAAUUUGAUGGCUGUGAAGCCAGGAAGUUCUACUGAUAACGAGUCAACAUCAUCCCGUGCAGCCAGACACUAUCGCAGUAUGCCUGCGAAUAUGCGAUCAGCAGAGGCACAAGCUAGAAUUAAAAGUGAUCCAGCUAGAGUGUUAAACAGUUCUUCGAGAACUCAGUCUCCAAUACCCCAAGGCCAGGCUACCCAGCCUCCACUUUCCACGCGUCAAGCUGCAAAGCAAGAUCACGAAGCUUCCUCUCACCCUGCAAAUAAUGUCCAACAAUGUCCGCUACACCCCCAUGGCCUUGUCUCUAAACAGACGGAAGACUUCAGAUCGCAGCCUUCCUACUCCGCCGGUCAGGCUGGUAUCGUCUCAGUCACAAGGCAAGAUGUUGAUGCCGCGUCACGUGUACAGCAGUCUAGGAAAAAGAAAGUUGGAUCUUCUGCCUCUCUCGCUCACUCGAGCUCAAGCUCCAACCAUGGCGUUGUCCAGGAUGUCGAGCCCAGUCCUUCCCUCCUACGGAGCAGAUCAGAUGUUGGUCCCAGGGCUCUGGCCGGUAGACAACGGAGAGCUAAGGCACGAGGCGUUGACGCUAACAGUGUGGGCAGCGGAGCCUCUCUGGAGGGAAGACAUGCUGCAAAUUUUAAAUGGAAUCACAGCAAUGAUUCACUGGCUAAGUAUCGUCGCCAACCUCGCCGAGAUGCCUCCGUGAGGCAGAAUUACGAACGGCCUGAUGUCGAUCCCCGUCAUAGUGGACAAGCUACCGAAAAGCGCCAACACACUCGUUCUUCGAGCGACGGCUGUGUGGUAAUACCUCUAUUGUGUGACUCGUACCCUUUACAUGUAUCACACAAACCCAAGAGAGACACAUCAAGAGACAAGGGUUCUGGAGAGGCGUCUGUGAUAUCCAAGAUCAGAAGUGUGGUACAGAAAAACUUUGAAGGAGGAGGCGGACACCCUCAGCAGUCAGUAUCUCAGCAGGGAGAGACUACUUCCAUGGUUUCCCCGUCUACAGUUAAAAGACUCAACCAGUGGGCUGAGGCAUGUCCUGGAGAGACUUACGAGAUGACAGAGUUUGGGCUACAGGAGGAGAACUCCUCGAAAAUACGUCAAGCGGUAAAGCAGCCCGGUACCUCGGAUCAAAUCUUCGCAAACAUUGCGCGAUCUGAUCAGAAGCACUCAACACAGAAGUUCAAAUCCUACCGUGACUCAGACAGUGACGCAGAUACGGAGAUCGCUAUCGAAGGUGAACGAAACCUGUUCGGUCACCCUCGGAAAGUAAUAGGUUAUUUCGAGGUGGAAAAUGCUUGGAUUCAAAAACCAACAUUCGAGGCUAAUCCAUCUCGUUCAGCGGACACGGAGAGCGUUGCUUCAUCAACUUGCAGCUGUGACCCAGUGGAGAAUGUCUGGAUUCGUCGUCCAGACGCCCAAAGCUCUACAAAAGGUAAUUGUGGGAAGUGUAAUCGCAGUCGAGCCGUUAAGAAUUCGGAAAAAAAUAUUCCUAAGAAACAGAUGGUGAAAAGUAGACGAGAUUCGACUGACUCUCCAAUAUCCAGCCCCAGCUUGCAUCGUGUGUUCAAGAGCACGUCAGGGCGCGAACAGAAAAAGAAUUCUGAUCCAAGUAAAAGAGGGGUCAAAGUUACGUCGCUGUAA